CCAAGACACGCCACUGCCUCAGUUUGCCUGGAAGACGCCUCAGCGCCAGGUAGGUCGCUCGCUCCUCCCGGAGGAAAGCCCCCAUGCUAGGGGCGUGUGUUCGUCCUUCUUCGUCCUCGUCUCUCUCUCUCUCACCUCACAAAGGAUUGUGUCGAAAAAGGACCCACGAAACGCGCGGUAGUGACCAUGAACCCAGAACUCGUCAGGGGAGAAAAUCUCCUUUAAAAAUUAACGGAAAGUUUGGUUCAUUCAAUUUCAGGUGCCUGGCGAUUGCCCAGGACAGGAUGGUGAGGAGAGGGGAAGGUCCCGCUAGUUCGAGAAGCUGGACAAACGAAAAACAGAAAUGUUUACGAAUCUAGUGUGUAGAGGACUUACGCCAAGACGUUUAGUAGUCAAACGCAAGUUUCCUGACAAUAGCUGACGUGAAGUGCCUGUGUAUAAAUAUUGAUUAAAUAACCUUAAUUAACUUUGAUUUAAAUCUGAAUUCCGUUUUGUUUUUAAUUAGUGUUCGCGUGAAAACAAAGAAGAAGCAGAAAGAGAGAGAGAGAGAGAGAGAGAGAGAGAGAGAGUAAACCUUAAAUGACCAAUUAUCUUCAGUCCCGCACGAACCUGUUAUGGCUUUCUUGAUCGAGCCCGGUUGAUUUCUAGCCCCAAAACAAAACAAAGAAUUACGAAUUCAUUCUUAAAGCACGGUGUACGAAUUCGCUGUUCAGUGCAAAGAUCUGACCCGAGCUGAACCACGACGAGUUGUGAUCAGGAGCCGAGGAAAACCAAAACGAAAGACUUCCCUUUCUCUCAAGAGUGAAAUGUUGCGAUGAAAUGCAGGAGCCACUGGAAGUGUCUAGCCGUUUGGGAACCCCUUCUCGUUAGAGGGAGAAAGAAAGGCAGGAAAAGAACGCUGAAAUUGGUUACGGCUCGGUAGAGCUUUGCAGUGGACAUAACGAGCCUCUUUCCAGAAGGUAGAGCUUCUGGCCAGAAAAGUCCGUCAAAAGAGGCUUGACAGAUACGGUGGCAAAGCGACUGAAAGAUUACAUUUCCAAACAAAAAAGAUUCGAUGGAUACUGAUGGAAGAUAAGUGAAAAAGGAAGUAGGAAGAAGCGUCAGAAGCUGGUGAAAAAAAAAGAAACACAUUAACUAUAGAUAUAUAGAAAACGGGAUGGGAAAGCCGCUGGAGGAGCAAAUCCCCAAACUGAAACUAGUCCAUGGAUACUGAUGUAAGAAAAGAUCAUAAAAAACCAAACUAGGAAAAAGCGUCAGAAACAGCAAAAGCGACCGAUGCCCCACCAUGCCUCACCAUCUACCAUGGGCACUUGGUCCGGAAUCGUAGUCAAGUCAUGGGUGGCAUGGGCACGGGUGAGCUUGUUUCUGUGGGUGUUGGGUGGGUGGUGUUUCCCCGUGGGCGGAGGGGCGGCUGCCAUCCCCUCUCACCUGACCACGGAGCCCUACAUUUACACGGGGCCAACGACCACCGCCCCCACCCCCCCUCCACCUCCGAAGGACUUCGAGGUGUUGUACAAGGAUGUGAUGGCCAGUUACAUCAACGUCACCAUCAGUUACAACGCCACGCUCAACUUCACUAAAAUAAACGUUCAGUUCUCUGAUCCGGUGGACUCCAGCAAUCACUUCAUCAGCAUACCUAUUGGAGGCAGCGGAGUAGACCCAACUAAAAUCUUCAAACCAGCCUCUGGAAGGCUCGGGUUCAAAUACAAAGUAGCAGGUUUCCGCAGGCGGAGACGAUACAUUGUCAUAUUCACCGGGUUUCAGGGAACUGAAAAAGUAUCACAGACUCAUAUAAAUGUCCUCUCCGGUAACGAUGACGGAGAGGACAGCAUCUACAACUUAACCGGGAUAUUCCUAGUGUUGGGGAUCUCCACCAUCAUCAUGGUGGUGGUGAUGGUGUGCGUAGGUUACGAGAAACUCAUCCACAAUAAGAGCGAGGAAUGCUGCGCCUUCCUCUGCUGCAGGAGGAAGAAGAAGAGAAUCCCGAAGGCGUCAAUCUCCCCGGAGCCCCUGAUGGUCACAGAGGGGAGGCCCGCGGACGAGACUUCUUCUCUCGACUCUAACCCGAGAUACUAGAGCUUGCUCUAGUUCUUUUUAUUUUUAUUUUUUUUCUGACAAGCAGUAACAAAGUGCGAGUUUAUAUGAAGUUGAUAUAACCUCACAGUGUUUUAAUAUAUUUACGUCAGAAGGUCUUUUAAAGUCUUGUGUCUCGAAUGUAUCCGAGUGAAAUGAGAUUUAAACUCUUGGCAGAGUUGUCCUUGAGGUAUGGCGGUGUGAUAUGUAAUUUAUGUCACGUUAUGUUUUUCGUAACCCGAAAAAAACAAUAUCCAAGGCUUUAUAUUAGAAUAAUGUAUAAUAUAAAGUACCCUCAUUUGUCAAGUUAACCUAUUUUCACUCCUUAGCUUCAGAAAACAUCAACAUACAACAGAUAAGAGCGUUGAUAUCUCUGUCAAAUUCUGUUACGACCAAAAAUUGUCAAACUUAAUUUUACCCACCUGAAGUUGCACUGCCCAUAGGUGGAGUAAUUUCAUUCCCGUCAUCAUUUAUCUGCCGAGAAAAUAAAAGAAAUAAACGAUAAAUACAGAAUUAUAGGACAUACGCAUAAGAAUCUUAACGAUGACUAAAAGCAUCGGUCUAGUUAUUUCCAAAGUGAAAGCACUGUUGCGGGAGAAAUGCUUUCGCAGAGUGAAAGUUUUCUUGAAAAUUGCGAGAAACUAAAGAAAAACUUUUAAAAGAAAGCUGCGGGAGAUAUUUCCCGCUAUGAUGCUUCAGGACAAGAUGGACAUAUAGAGAGUAUAGGAUGAAAAGUGUUAAAAAUUUUGAAACAGAACGGAAAAUCGGAGUGAAUUCGCGGCAUCGUUGGAAACUGGUGAUGUUAAAACUGCAGUAUUUACUUACGUCUUCUGUUUGGAUGUCAAGCAGAAAAGAAACGUGUAUUUUAAACUUUAUUUAUAACAAAAGAGAUUUCGUAAACGCGAGCGUCUGUUAUCACUUCUGAUCAGUAGCUGAUAGAUCACAGAUAACUUAAAAAACUAAAAAACAAAAAAAAACUUACGAGAUAUUUUUACUUCAUUCAUACUGGUGCUUAACUAUGAAAUAACUAAGGAAAGUACGAAGUCUCUAUGUCAUAUUUAUUCACAGUCAUCACAUUAAGAAAUAAAAGUAAAACCCACUUUUAUCAUUUACUUGAAACUUACAUCUCCUCCUCACAGUCAACAAGUGUACAUAUAUAUAUUCUUUAACACUUUUCAACCUUCGUUAGGCCUAGAUAGGAGCCAGGGAGGUUUUUCAAUAUUAUGCCAAAUAAACUUAGGUAGUCGUCGUAGCGUAAGAAGAAAAUUUCCUACCAAUUUAUAUCAAGUUUAGGCCUCGGGUCACGUCAGGUCUGAAUAAUGUCACGUGGGUCCUCGACCUGUCUCCUUCUCUCAUGAUUUCUAAUUAAUUCAAGGACUGCAAGGUAGUAUUAUGAUUUAUUUUCUAAUCUGAAUCUCCACAGUUGAAUAUGAUCAGGUAGGCCUAACGCCAAAACGAUUAGGGGGGCAAGUUGUUGAAAUACUAUCAUGAACUCUUUCUAUACAGCCAAUUGUACUGUGGCACAGACUCCCUUAUUGUAUUAUAUACUCUUUUGAGAACUAUGUCCUGGUAUAUGGUGUCUUUGUAAUGGGAUGUGAUAUAUUCCACUUAUCCCAAAAUAUCACUCGCAUGGUUACGUGAAAUUUAAGGCAAAUAAUUAUAGCAGAUUAGUAAAAACUUGGUUUUAUAUUCAUUUAUGAGGGUAUUUCUUUAAGUUUAAGCUUGCGCGUGCGUGUG
Messenger RNA from Macrobrachium nipponense, 3810 nucleotides. RefSeq lists its product as uncharacterized. The record is from RefSeq and is a predicted model, not a curated record. The transcript has 4 exons. Lineage: Eukaryota; Metazoa; Arthropoda; Malacostraca; Decapoda; Palaemonidae. Bases 1276 to 2076 code for a protein of 266 amino acids.